AUGAGUAACACCUCAUCUCCUGCCUCUACCAUUACGGCGAGGACCGCACCUGUUGCAGGCGUCAAGCGGCCCCGCGAACUUUCCGAUGAACCUUCACCAAUAGAAGGCGGUCCAUUUACUCAACCCUCUCCACCGGCCUCUGCGGCUUCGUCGAUAUCCUCGUCUUUUCGCAAUGUCUCCGCCUGCAAUCGAUGCCGUCUGCGAAAGAAUAGAUGUGAUCAGCGGCUGCCAGCCUGCGCAUCGUGCGAAAAAGCUGGAGUAAAGUGUGUGGGGUAUGAUCCAAUUACAAAGAGGGAAAUUCCGAGAAGCUACGUCUACUUCCUCGAAACCCGCGUUUCAUAUCUUGAGACUCUCCUACAAAAUAAUGGCAUCCCCUAUGCACCGGCGCAGGCUUUUGAAUCCGACAACGCGCAGGGGGCUGGGCUGAAUGGAACCUCUGCGCUGUCUGAAGAGAAACCGACAAACACAGACGGGGCUGCCCGAAGAGCUAUUGGUCCGGCCGCGGGGCGUGAAUUGCCGGAAGAUGGUUGGCGCAGGCCGCAAAAUGACGCCGACAAAUUAAAUAAAUUAGUAUCGAAUAUUGGCAUGGUUUCCGUCCAAGGCGCAUCAGAUCCGCGAUAUCUGGGGUCUACGUCUGGGAUUUCAUUUGCACGUGUUGUUUUCGCCGCUGUGAAAAGCUCAGUCACGGGGGCAUCGUCAGAAAGAGGCAGCAUUCGACCCAGCACAGCUGCAUCGGGAGGUCCAACCAUGCGAGACUCAUUUUUUGGUCUGCAUACGAAGCCAACAAUAAAACCUGCCCCGUUUCCCGAUAAGGAUCUUGGCGUGAAGUUGGUUUCACUUUAUUUCGAGCAUGCAAAUCCUCAGAUACCCAUCUUGCAUCGGGGAGAGUUCAUGAGUCUCUUCAAUCGGGCAUAUUCUAUCGAUGAAAAGCUACGAACGCCAAGGGAAUUGUAUAUUUUGAACAUAGUCUUCGCCAUCGGCGCUGCCAUCAUCUGGGGCUCGUCUGAUCGGGAAGAGUCUCCUGACCCUUCAACUUCUAGCUCUCAAGCUAAGUCUUCGCCGGGGCCAGGCGAUGGCAAAAACCCGCUUUCCAGUCAGCAGCAUCAGCCUGAAGAGUAUCAUGCGUCUGCCAUCGUUCAUUUGGAGUCGUUUCUAGGUUCAUCUCCGGCUGCUGACCGGCCGGACGGCUUUGGUGGUGGUUUGGAGGAGCUACAGGCCGUUCUAUUGCUGGCCAGCUUCGCACUUCUGCGCCCUGUGGCACCGGGACUAUGGUACAUUAGCGGUGUUGCCGUGCGCUUAGCCGUCGAUUUAGGUCUCCAUUAUGAAGAUGGCGUGGAAAUCGAGGCUGCGGCUGCGGCUGAACUCGGUCAGCGGAUCAAACAGGAGGGUCUGAACGAGGCCUCUGCUAUGCCUCCGCACGCGCCAAAAGUCGAUGCAAAGGAAGUGGGGCGCAGGGAAUGGGUACGCGACUUGCGAAGGAGGUUGUGGUGGUGCGUCUAUUCAUUUGAUCGUCUCGUUAGCACGUGCGUAGGUCGCCCAUUUGGCAUUACGGAUUUGGUUAUCACCACGGAAUUCCCAUCUCUACUUGACGACGACUAUAUAACGCCAGAAGGCUUCCUCUCACCGCCUAAUAAUUCUAUUGUUCCAAGUUAUAAGCUAGUCUCUCAUCACUAUAUCCGCCUACGGCUACUCCAAUCAGAAAUAUUGCAGGUCUUGCAAUAUCAGCAGGCAAAGAUUGCACGCGCACAUGGAGUAAACAAGCACAAUAAAUAUAUGCCAAAACAUCUUGUCUCGCCGUGGCUUCACCGAUUCAAUUCAUUCAGAGCAUGGAGGGCUGAUAUUGAUCAUCGAUUGCUCGAAUGGAAGGAAUCAUCGCCAAGGCAGGAAGAUAUCGGCGUCAGAUUCCCUGUGCAGUUCUUGGAAUUGAAUUACUGGCAAGCCGUGAUCAUGUUGUAUCGGCAUAGCCUCAGCGUGCCGCACACGCUUGCAGAGGAGCUAGGGCCGACAGAUGACGUUUCUAGCCCAUCUAUGAUCAACGUUGAAGAAAAGGAAGAUGAGGAGCGAGUAUAUCUAAAGGUAGCGGAAGCUGGGCAAAAGGUCUUGAGAAUUUACCGGCAGCUUCAUCGCGUCCGUCUUGUCAACUAUACGUUUCUGGCUACACAUCAUCUCUUCAUGGCAGGUCUUUCGUUUCUUUAUGCGAUUUGGCAUUCUGCCCUGGUCAGAAGUAAAUUGACUAUGGAUGAAGUGGACUUUACGAUCCUCUCUGCGACAUCAGUACUAACAGAUCUGACCCAAAAAUGCCCACCUGCAGAAGCCUGCCGCGAUGCUUUUGACCGGAUGAGCAAGGCCACUGUUCAGAUGUGUCUCUCGACGACUGGAUUUGGGUCUCAAGCAUCCGGCCUAGAUUCACGGCGGACGGUUCCAUCAGCGUAUCAGCCUCCACCUUACCAAUCACGCGAAAAUAUGGCGCCUCCUCUGAAUACCAAUAUCGAAAACAACAGCAACCGCAAUGGUCAACAAAAGGUUGCACCCAAUAAUCCUGCGGUACAAAGCUCAGUGAGACCGCCUCCUCGAUUUGACAUGAACCUGGGCGAUCUUUUCCCGGAAGAGAGCAGUGCACAUGGUCGAGGCUACGAACAGGGCCAAAAUGCCAGAAAUCCGCCACCAGCUUCAAGAUGGUGGCCGAGGCAAGAAGGCAGUAUAUCUCCAUUGGGGAAUCCUAAAAGCAUAGCAUCAUCAUCAUCUUCCCCCCAGGUGAUCGCCGCUGUGCCUGCAUCUUCUGCUGCGCAAAACACGCUGUACAAUGCUGUCCCAGGAGGUCACCGAAGAGUUCCAGCGUCAGCGGACCCGAACAUGCAGGCCCAUUUUGCCCAGGUGCAAGCACAAGCGCGUGGUACACAGAGCCAAGGUCAACCCCUAACAGCGGAAAAUGUUUACGGACACAGCAUAUUGGCAGACCCUUCAUUUCAGGCUUUUGAUUUUAUCGAUAAUGGAGUCGGCAAUACGGGCAUUGAUUUUGGUUUUGGGAUGGGUAUGGAUCUGGAUCACGACUGGAGUGACGGUUCACAGUUUGAUCUCUUUGAUGGCUUCUUUUUUGGAGGGCCUACUACUAGUUCUGGUCUUUGA
Xylona heveae TC161 is the source of this 3126-nucleotide messenger RNA. RefSeq lists its product as hypothetical. Lineage: Eukaryota; Fungi; Ascomycota; Xylonomycetes; Xylonales; Xylonaceae. The record is from RefSeq and is a predicted model, not a curated record. The transcript is spliced from 4 exons. Gene Ontology annotation, biological process: DNA-templated transcription; positive regulation of transcription by RNA polymerase II. Bases 1 to 3126 code for a protein of 1041 amino acids. Gene Ontology annotation, molecular function: DNA-binding transcription factor activity, RNA polymerase II-specific; zinc ion binding; sequence-specific DNA binding.